UGUGGACCGCGAACAUCCACUCUCAGUGUCGAAGAUGUGAGACUCUGACAGCAUCCAUUCAUUCGGGACGCGCUGGAAAUAAGGAUACUUAAACAUUUGUGCGCUUGAACGACACGCACUCUGGCGUAGCUCACGUUUGCAUCAACUAAUUGUUGCUUUUCAAACGCGAAUCGCUCCCCGCUGGCUUCAGUUCCAGCUCUGCAGCAUCCUUGCAGAGUUGCCUCCGCGGCUCUUUCACAAGACUGCAUUUAGGAACCGAGGACCGGGCUUCUGGAUCAGCAUCCGAAGGUCUCAUUCAUCAUGGAAUAAAUGAUCUGAAACUACAAGGGGGAAAAAAAAAGUUUGUUUCCCCCCUGCGUGCCUGAACGCCUGUUUUUCGGCGCUUAUAAAGGCUGAUGCGAGGAGCCUUAUUAAAAGGCAGGAAUCACGAAUGUGGCGUGCAGAUGAGGGAUCGUGCUCAGCGCGGAGCUGUUCACCUGGAAUACCUAAAGCUCUCCAAUGACGACGCUGCUGCAUGAACUUAGAAGCACUGUUGCAUGUUUUUCGCCACUGAUAUUCCGGCCCCUGCGGCCUUUCCCGAUGAUUUAUGUCAUUUAUAAACGCAAUCGCCGCUGAUUUCAAGUCCUGAGUGCAUUUAACCCCCCGAAGCAGCAGCAGCAGCAGCAGUGGGAGGCUCCAUGCGCCUGUCUCCUCAAGAGGAUGCCCGACUCUAAAUAAUGCACGGGACUCGGAGGAUUUCCUGACCAAGGAUGACAUUUGGUUAAGCACAGUCUCCGCGCUUCUUCUUUUUUUUUGUUUCUUUCUUUCCUUUGUUUCCCCCCCUUUGUUUUUUUUUUUUUUUUUUUUUUAUAUCAUCAAAAAGCUGCAUCAAGAUCCGACCUCCGCUCCGCCGAACUAUAGACUCUCGGUUUUUUUUAGACUCGGUUCGGGGAGAUGGCUGCGAUCGCCAGCUCCCUGAUCCGGCAGAAACGCCAGGCGAGGGAGUCCAACAGCGACCGGGUGUCCACGUCCAAGCGGCGCCCCAGCCCCAGCAAAGACCCCCGCUCUCUGUGCGAGAGGCAUUUUCUGGGGGUCUUCAGCAAAGUCCGCUUCUGCAGCGGCAAGAAAAGACCCGUUCGGCGGCGACCAGAUGCACCCUCGAAAUCUCCACAGGUGUCCCAUAAGGGCUGCAGGCUAGAGCCACAGCUGAAAGGCAUCGUGACACGACUGUUCAGCCAGCAGGGCUUCUACCUGCAGAUGCAGCCGGAUGGAACCAUCGACGGCAGCAAGGACGAGAACAGCGACAACACUCUGUUUAAUCUUAUUCCCGUGGGUCUGAGAGUGGUGGCCAUCCAGGGGGUGAAGAGUGGCCUCUACAUAGGCAUGAAUGGCGAAGGCAUGCUCUACAGCUCGGAGAUGUUCACGCCGGAGUGUAAGUUCAAGGAGUCGGUUUUUGAGAACUACUAUGUCAUCUACUCGUCCACUGUGUACCGGCAGCAAGAGUCUGGCCGCGCGUGGUUCCUCGGCCUCACCAAGGAGGGGCAAGUCAUGAAGGGCAACAGGGUCAAGAAGACCAAGCCCUCGUCACACUUUGUGCCCAGACCCAUUGAAGUUUGUAUGUACAGGGAGCCAUCACUGCAUGAGAUAGAAGACAAGCACCGCUCCAGGAAGAGCUCAGGGACUCCCACCAUGAAUGGAGGGAAAGCUGUCAAUCAGGACUCCACAUAGCACCGGGGAGACGGGCUUUCAGCGGGGCGGGGGGAGGAGUGGCCUCGUCCUGACCCACGGGAAGGGGCCAUGGGAAUACUUCGCACCCCCCCGUCCCACACCCUCCUUCAAAGAUACACGCCACCAUACCCUUUUAAUAAAAAGAGGGUGUUGCAACAGCAACAAGGAGCUACUACUGUUCAGCUGAGACAACAACGAGAACUCUUGCCUGUGAAAACCUUUUAGAUGAAUUCAUAUAUAUAUAUAUGAAGAUGUGACUAAUAUUUUAUGCAAAAAAGGGAAAAAAGAAAAAGAAAAAGCUGUGAUAAACAUACAAAGAAAUGGUGGUCUCCCUUCACACAGACACAAAUAUUUGUCAUUUCCAAUUUAUGCUGUGAAAAAAGCUUUAAUACAUGUUAAAUUUUCUUACGUUAUCAUUUUUUCUUAAAUGCUUCUGCACUCAUGUAUGUUUUAUUGUUUUAUUUUUUUCAAUAAUAAUGAUACCAUUGUCAUUAUAUUAUAUCAUAUCAUCAUUAUUAAUAUGUUGAGUGUCAUCCCAGUUCCUGUCAUGUUAAUUCUGGCUCUAUUUUGCAUUGACACUGAUUUUAUUUUUAGUUGCUCAUGCUUUUUCGUUCAUUGUUUUCGAGGGCAUAGGGUGGGAUGUCAUUUUACUCAGGUGUGUACUGUACAUCAGAAGAAUGCGACUUAUAGGAAACAAACUCCCUCAUGUUGUCCUACAGUAGCAGGACAGAACUAAUACAAGCAAUAUAACAGAGGGCAAUCUUGUAUGUUUCUAAAUAGUACUAAUAGCAAACUGAAAAAUAGGACUGCUGGAGUGUUUUGGUGUGUUUGAGGAAAAGACUGGUGAAGUAAGUUGUAUAAGUAGGUCAAUGCCAGAAUAAAAGGAAACCUGUUUCAAUGUAGUUUCAAUAUGAUCUUAACAUUGCAAGUAUGAUUAGAUUACAAAUGAAGAGAUGCGCAAACUUGUUCAAAUAAAGAAAGUGUAGCUCUCGAGCUGAGGGGAAGAUCAUAACCAGCAUCAGCACUAUGAGCCAUGGCCAAAAGAGUCACUGUAGAUUUGCACCUCAAGAAACACGGAUCCUGUUUUUUUUUUCUGUUGUUACAGCGACUGUUAAAAUGUAAAUAUAUUGUAUUCAUGCUCAUGAAGAAAAAACUACAUGGAUAAACGGGGAAACGGUCUGAUUGAAUUUGACAGAAGUUUUUUCUUAGGCUGAGAAAGUAACUGAAAUUGUUUUUGAAGGCUUGGUACUGAAGGGUUGUGUUGGUGAAUUUUCAAGCUACACCAUUUGUGUUACUGUUUUUGUUCAAUCAUUAGAUGGUUUUCAGCACUGGUGGACAGGGUGCCCGACUGUUUAAUACAAUUAUUUAAUUAAAUUACUGGCCUGACAUGCUGACAUUAUCAACACGAUUAUCACAACCCUCCCAUCAGAAAGGCAUUUAGCCAAGUUCAAGGAGGAUUUGAGGUCUGUUUUCUUUCUAAAACGGUAACACUUAAAGUCUCCUUCCCCCUGGCUUCGUGACCGAUAAUAUGAGCCAUUUGCUGCACUGUGGAGAGGAGCUUCUCUUUAAUAGAUCAACAUACUGACGGGGCUGUUUAAACAAGGUGACUUGACUGGUGCACCUCUUAAACUGUGCACGAUGCUGAGCUCAUUCCUAAUCCCAAAUUAGUUUUUCUAACUCAGGAAGUCCUAAAGUCGUUCAGUAAAUGGGGUCAGGAGUGAAGGAUUGCCUCUCAUUGUCAAGCACUUGUUGCACAACGAUAUUUGAGGUCUAGGUGUGAUGCAAUACUGCUAACUUGAAAAGGUAGGGAAAUAUGUGAGACAAAGCAUGAUCAUCGCAUGACUGUAAAAGUUGAUUUUUCUUUGAAUUUGGGGGUGUUAGGUCCAAAACUUUUGUAUGCAACAAUUUGAUCAGUAUUUUAGUGAGAGUUUAUAUAUCUCUCCUACUGUAUAUCUGGUUGGAAAUCAUUUGCUAUGUUGGUGAUAUGUACAGUUAAUAGCACACAUUCAGUUGUACAGAACAAAUAAUGAUAUAUCAACUUGGAUCCGGGAGGGUCUUCCACCUGGAUUCCAGGUCCUCAGCUGAUGCAAGUUACCUGCAAGAGCUAAUGGUAGAUUAGUUCAACUUCCACACCACCUACUGCAUUAAAGUGAUUCAUACAUAAUAGAUGAGACACUGAAAGUCAACAGGCAAGACCAGCAAAUAAUUAUCUUUUUACAGAGGUUUAUAUUGGUGCAAAUGAGAUACAUAUGGACUUAAAGUAAUGCAUGAAACUGAAUAUGAAUGUUGUCAUCUGACUGAUGAAUGAAAGGAUUUGAAAAUAAGAGAAGGAAUAAAGGAGGUGAAAGCUGAUGGGAGAAAACAGCAACGCAAAGCACUUUUCCGUGGGUUUAUUGAUGUAUGAUAGAGUGAGCAAAGGCUUUUGGUUGGAUGAGAUAUUGAAUAUAAUUUCAUAUUUUUGUGUUUGCAGAGGAUUCCACUGCAUUGGAACACACUCAUAUAUGCAUAAUGAAUUGUGAGAUGACAUUAAAAAAAAUGCAUUGAUUAUAAAAUUCAGAAUGACGUUAGUGAUUGUUUAAGAA
Cololabis saira (Pacific saury) is the source of this 4289-nucleotide messenger RNA. Its product is annotated as fibroblast growth factor 12. The transcript is spliced from 6 exons. Lineage: Eukaryota; Metazoa; Chordata; Actinopteri; Beloniformes; Belonidae. Gene Ontology annotation, biological process: positive regulation of cell population proliferation; positive regulation of protein phosphorylation; cell differentiation. Gene Ontology annotation, molecular function: fibroblast growth factor receptor binding; growth factor activity. The record is from RefSeq and is a predicted model, not a curated record. The coding region runs from base 934 to 1707 and encodes 257 amino acids. Gene Ontology annotation, cellular component: cytoplasm.